ACCUUUCAUUCAUCAGCUUCCAACACUCUACACCUCCACCCUUCUUGUGUCCUUCAGCUAUUUCUCUAUUCUCUGCUCUCCUCUGAUCUCCGUCGUCCCUCGCGCGAGUAUGGAUUCUGCAAAGGUGUUAGAAACUCUCUAUACUUUUCCGGUGGAGGGAAUACUAAAUUCGGUCACUUCACUUGCUGCUCAAGAAAUCAGUCUUUUCCGAGGAUUCAAAAAAGAGCUAGCUAAGCUUCGUCAAUCGGUACUUGCAAUUCAAGGGUUCUUAGGCGAUGUUUCGUACCAACCACGGAACAGGGGCAAGGCGGUGGAGGACUGGGUGAAGAAACUGAAAGACGUAGCUCAUGAUGCUGAUGAUGUAUUGGAGGACAUCAACUACGAAGUUCUCAGGCGUAAAGUAGAAAUUCAAAACCACAUGAAGAAGAAGGUACUUAACUUCUUUUCGCUCUCCAACCCCAUUUUAUUUCGUCAAAAGAUGGCCCACAAGAUUAAGAACAUCAAUGCGUCACUGGCGGCUCUCAAAGGGGAUGCAGCUUUCAUCGGCUUAGUUGCAAGGAGAGUAGAUCAAACCCCUCCAGGUAUGGGGAACAGAGAAACUGUCUCAAGCUUCGGUCACGAUGAGAAGAUCAUUGGAAGGGAGAAGAUUGUGUCGGAUAUCAUUGCAACCUUGAUCGAGUCCAAGAAUCAGGAAGAGUACCUUUCAGUUAAGGCCAUUGUGGGAAUGGGAGGACUCGGAAAGACGACUUUGGCAAGAUCAAUAUUCAAUGACGAUGCUAUUGGUAGACAUUUUGUUGAAAAGAUGUGGGUGUGUGUAUCCGACACUUUUGAGGUUAAUUCGAUUCUAAAUCGGAUGUUAGAAUCCCUUAACUCAAACAGGACAGGAGUUACAAGUCGGGAAGCAUUGCUGAAUGACCUCAAACAAAGGUUGACAGGGAAGAGGUAUAUUCUAAUACUCGAUGACGUUUGGAACGAAGAUGACAACUUAUGGAGUGAUUUUACGAGUUGUUUGUCGAGACUCAAUUCUGCUCCUGGAAGCGUUGCCAUUGUUACUACCCGUAGUGCUAAGGUUGCAUCAAUCACAGAGACAAUGCCAAGGUGUGAUUUGGCGAGCCUAUCAGUAGAUGAUUGUUGGUCCAUAUUAAAGAGUGAAGCAUUCCCAAAUGGUGCUCCUCCUUUAGAUCCAAAACAAGUGGACAUUGGAAGGGCCAUAGCUGCAAAGUGUGUUGGCGUACCAUUAGUGGCAAAGGUAUUAGGAAGCCUGAUGCGUUCCAAACAUAGUACAAGUGAAUGGUCAUCGAUUCUGGAAAGUGAGAUAUGGCAAUUACCAAAAACAGAGGAUAAAAUCAUGUUGGUUUUGAAGUUAAGUUUUGAUAAUUUGAAGUCUCCAUCCUUGAAACAAUGUUUUGCAUAUUGUUCAAUUUUCAAAAAAGAUUUUGAAAUUGAACAGGAUGACUUGGUCCAGCUCUGGAUGGCUCAAGGAUAUCUCCAUUUUUCUCCCAACAUGAGUAUGGAGGACAUAGGCAAUGAAUAUUUUAAUACUCUAUUGCAAAACUCCUUAUUUCAAGAUGCUAGUGAAGAUAAGUACGGCAUUAUUACGGAGUGCAAGAUGCAUGAUCUUGUGCAUGAUCUUGCAGAGGAAGUAUUCAAAUUUGAAAGCAUGACGCGAGACACUGAUCAGAUGGAUGAUGAUGCACGCAAGAUUCAGCAUGUUGCACAUAUUUCUUCCACGACACUUGAAAGAAUUACACAAGGGAGUAUUAGGAGAUUGCAGUCGCUAUUUGUUGAUUGCGAGGUCCCUAGUAACAUCUUUGAAAGGUUUAGAGGUUUACGAAUGUUGAAUUUAUCCAAGACUGGAAUUGAGGAGUUGCCAAGUUCAAUUGGAAAGUUGAAACGCUUGAGGUAUCUCAACAUUUCCUUGACAAGAAUAAAAGAACUCCCCAAAUCUAUUGGCAAGCUCUAUAAUCUUCAGACGUUAAGAAUGUCAUAUACAGACAUUGAAACGUUUCCUAAGGAAAUGGAAAAUUUGAUCAACUUGAGACAUGUUUAUUUUGAUAAGGAUAAGGAAGUUCCAUUUGGGAUGACAAGAUUGACUCAUCUGCAAACGCUACCUUCCUUUAUUUUGGAUGAGGAUGGGCGUCAUAGACUUGAUGAGCUGGGUGAGCUAAAUGAAUUGAAAGGGAAACUAGUUAUUGGAUCAUUGGAACAUGUGAGAGACAAGGAAGAAGCAGCAAAAUCAAAUUUAGUAAGGAAAGCAAACAUACGAAAAUUGAAAUUAAAAUGGGGGUGUGACCAUUCUGCGGAUCUUGACGAGGAUAUUCUUGAAGGGCUCCAACCGCACCCCAACUUAGAAAGCUUGACGAUUGAGGAAUUCAAGGGUACUAAAUUUGCAUCUUGGAUGAUGAGAAAUUGUCGAGUAACCAAUCUUCGUCAAUUGAGAAUUAGGAGCUGUGAGAAAUUGUUGAGCUUGUGUUGUGGGUUAGAAUAUUGCCCAUCACUUGAGACGGUGGAAAUUGAGGAUUGCGACCAUUUAGAAUCCUUCCAAAUUUCACCAUCCCAAUCUCUUCAGGAGUUGAAAAUAGUUGGUUGCCCAAAGCUAAGAUGCACUUCAAUUCACAGUCUGCCCUCACUCCGCAAAUUGGUUAUUGAAAAAUGUACGUCUCUUGAGGAGUCGGAAAAUAUACAACAACAGCAGCAGGUGGAGGACUUGUCUUUAAACGGUUGCACAUCCCUCCGUAAAUUGAGAAUUAAAGAUUGCAAUGGAUUCACAAGUAUACUUAGUGGGCUCCAUUCUUGUACUAAUCUUCGCGAAGUGUUAAUCGAAAAUUGUCCAAAUUUGAGGACUUUGUCGGGUCAUGGGCUACAAACCCCCGUCUCUCUUGAAGAUCUGAGUAUCAAAUUAUGCCCUAAUCUAGAGGCUAUUCCCAGUUUAGACAACCUCACGUCCCUCACUCAUUUGGAUAUUUGGAUAUGUGGAUUAAUAAGUCUGCCGAGUGGGCUUGCAUACUGCACAUCUCUUACCAGUUUGCGUGUCACUUAUUGCUCCAAUUUGAUAUCUCUGGCGGAUCACAAUGUGUCCAGCUUGCAAUCUCUAUCUCGUUUGGAAUUAAAUAGUUGUGGGAAAUUACAAUAUUUGCCCAAGGGGCUGCACUCUCUAUCUCGUUUGGAAGAGUUGUGUAUCGGUGCCUUCUGCCAAGAGCUCGAUUCUUUCCCUGAUUUUCAGGUCCCAUCGAAAGUAUUAGGAUUGUUCGGGUGGCCUAAGCUCAAGUCUCUGCCUCAGCAUAUUCAACACUCUGCUUCCCUAACCGAGUUGACAAUUUGGAGAUUCGAUGGUCUGGAGGCUCUUCCAGAGUGGUUGGGCAACCUCACGUCUCUAACAUAUUUGGGAAUUUUGAAUUGUGAGAACCUGAUGUAUCUGCCUACGGUCGAAGCUAUGCAACGCCUAACCAAAUUACAUCGUCUAGAGAUUCACUGGUGUCCCCGUCUGGCAGAAAGAUGCGCCAAGGACAGCGGCCCAGAAUGGCCAAAGAUUUCUCACAUUCCAGAUCUGAGUAUUAUAUGAUUGUCACUUGAUGAUUCAAAAGGCUCUUACGAGAGUGAUGACGGAACCUUUCAUGAAUCGACCAUCUAUCUAUUCACCGUUGUGGGAAUCUCAACUAUCUAUCGGCACUCGGCAGUAGGGAAGCCAUUCCAAAUUUUACUGUUGCCUUCUAAAUUAAAACAAGCAACCUGCCCGACAGUCAAGUAUACACUUUUGUCAGACCAAUUUUAUGGAAGAUACACUUUUGUAGAAGGCUGUGUUUCUUCUCACUCUGUGCAGGUUCCCUCAACUAACACAGUUUUAUGAGACCAAUUUUGUGGAAGCUCACUUGAGAAGGGAAUCCAGUAAGAGAAUUGCAUUAAGAGAGGAGAGCAAUCCCAGUGCAACAAGAACUUGGACGCGAAAAUAGCAGAUUUCAGUAUGUCCAUGGUUUUUUCCAGUGAUAAUGGGACUCGUGUGGUGACAUCAGUCAUGGGCACAGAGGGUUAUCUGGACCCAGAGUAUUUUCAAAUUUCCUUGUUCUAUUAGAUUUUUUUGUCAUGGUAUGAAUACAAAUGUAUGAACAGUGAGUGGUUUAUGAAUACUUUUUUCGGUCUGCAGCAUGGAUUUUGUGCUGUGUCAUGUCAACUAACACAAUGUUUGGAAAUGAAGGUGUCUAGGCAUCCAGAAAGAACUCAAGGCUUAAAUGAAGAAACUGGCUCGAAUGAAGAAACUUGUGUUACUAUUUCACCAUACCAUAGUUCACCUAGAGUGAUUUCCUGAUGUUCAGAUUCCACAAAUGCAGGUUCCAUGACAGCACCAUGCUAAGGUAGUUCAUAGGCUGCAAUGAGACAGAGAGAUGAAGAUCUCAACUGGUUUCCUCGUCCUACUGCUUUGUGCAAGUUUCGUUCAUGGAGAGUGCCGAAUAGAUUCGAGCAAAUGCAAGAAGAACGUUGUUGUUCCAAUACCAGGAUCAUUACUAUAAAUGAUUGCCCUCCCCUUCAAGUUAUAGUGCUCAUACUGGUAUGAAAGCUGAGAAGAACAAGAAAACCAGCUGCAGAUGGAUAAAAACAUAACAAAACUCCUGUAGCAUCAAUGAAGUCCCAGUUUACUUAUGAUGAGGUUUUAGAAAUCACCGAAAACUUUGAUACUGAAAUUGAGAAAGGAGGAUUUGGGAUUGUAUACCCUGGCUACUUGGAAGAUGGUUUUUCCCAGUUAUAGUAAGACUCGUGGUGGCAUCAGUCAUGUGCACAGCGGGGUAUCUUGAUCCUGAGAAUUGUAAUUAUGAAUGGUGAAUGAAAAAUUUGAAGUUUAGAGUUUUACUGGCCAACCUGCAAUCACAGAAAAUAAUGAUCUUGUCCACAUCGUGGAGUGGGUGAAUCCUGAGUUCGAGAACGGGGAUUUAACAACUAUCUUGGUACGAAGGAUUUGAGGGGAGUUCGAUGUGAAUUUGGUCUGGAAAGCAUUAGAGACAGCAACGACAUGCACAACUUCCACCUCCCAGCAUAGAGCCACAAUGGGUUUUGUGCUGUGCCAACUAACACAAUGUUUGGAAACGGAGGUGUACGUCUAGGCAUCGAGAAAGAACUCCAUGCUCAAACGAAGAAACUCGUGUUACGAUUCCACCGUAACAUAGUUCACCUCGUGUGAAUUCCAGAUGUUCUAUUCCACAGGAGCAGGUUCCAUGACAGCACCAUUUGCUAGGUAGCUUGUUAGGCUUUAAUUGCAGCUAAAAGAAGAGGAGCAGUUGUCAUUUUGGUCAUCAACUGUCAAGUUCAAGUUUACUCCAUUUGCUAAAUACCAAUCAUCUUUCUCAAUUUGAGUGAAAGAGACGUGGAGUCCUUAGUUCGUGUAAGGUAAGUUAGUGGAAUGAGUUAAUUAGUACCAUCGAAUUCAAUUUGAGUGGUCUAAAUUACCUAUUGUUUGGGCUUCGGAUUGUAAAAUUUGGAGAGGAUCUUUGUCCAUAAAAGAGGUUUAGAAAGCUUGACUUUGUCUGACUGACACCAUAUUCAUUCAUUUUUUUUAAUAAGAAAGAGAAACUGGUCAAUGUUGGUGUUUGAGGAAGCACGCAGGUUUCAUGCAUUUGCUGUUAAAACACCAAAUAGUAGCCAUUUGGUCAAAUUGCCAUUGUUAUUUUACAUAAUGAAAUUAAAAAUGUUCUCCUUUUA
This is a messenger RNA of Malus domestica (apple), 5688 nucleotides long. NCBI's taxonomy places the organism in Eukaryota, Viridiplantae, Streptophyta, Magnoliopsida, Rosales, Rosaceae. The record is from RefSeq and is a predicted model, not a curated record.